AGCCCCUCUCGCAGCCGGAGGGUCGCCGCGGCCGCCAUGGCCGCCGCGGGCCGAGGCGGCAGCGGCGGCGGCCCAGGGGCGGCGCACAUCGCCUUGGUGGCGCUGCUCUCGCUGGGCAUCGUCGUGUGGGUCGGCCCUGCGGCCCCCGCAGAUGCUGGGGCGCCGGAGGCCGCCUCUUUGCAGGAGCCCUGGGCUGCGCCGGCGCGGCGGGCGCCGGUCUGGGACGAGAGCGCGCCGUGCACGUACGAGGAGGACGUGGACUUCCAGGGGGUGGACCUCGGCGUCGUGGAGCGGACCACGCCCGAGGACUGCUGCGCGAAGUGCCGGGCCUGGAGGGACGAGCUCACCGGCUCGGUCUGCGAGGCGGGCAUCCUCACGGGGCCGCAGGACAACCCGCCGUCCUCCUGCUGGCUCAAGACCGCCAUCUGGAAGCAGCUCAGGAAGCGCGGCGUCAGGGCGUGCAUGCCGAGGGGGCGGCCGACGGUAGAGCCCGGGUUCAGCGUCGGCAUGUAGGUCUGGGCGCGCCGCCUGCCGCCUCCGUCCUCGCGCCCGCUGGCCAGCAGACAGGCGCAUCCUUUUCGAGCGGGGCCUGUGUUGCUUUCUCUCGGCUCGGAAAACGUUGCGCGUCCCCUUCGGCCCCCGCUCCCCGCGCUCCUCCCCCCCGCGUCUGUCCACCGCCGACUCCGGCUCCGGCCCCGCCUCCCCUCUGCCAGAGCCUUGCGGCGCCGGAUGCGCCCGCACUCCCCUGUGGAGUGCAGCGCGGCGCGCGCUCUCGCUCUCAUCGGUCCGCAUGUGCAGGGUAUCGGCACACGUCUGGGCCGCGGAAA
Messenger RNA from Prorocentrum cordatum, 827 nucleotides. NCBI's taxonomy places the organism in Eukaryota, Dinophyceae, Prorocentrales, Prorocentraceae. The record is from the annotation of a GenBank genome assembly.